GUGCUCCUGUUUUGAAAAUGUGUUUGUGGUACCAAACAUAUAUUAUUAUUUCUGUUUGUUAAGCUUUAGUGUUGUCAAUGAAGUAUGAUUUAUUUGAGAACAAAACACUACAGCUUUCUUCUUGACUCAUAUCGCCUAUUAUGAUUUCGCUGCUGUGAAGAAAAUUGAACUGUCUAAUUCCGCAUCGGAUAAUCAGACUGAAAUAAGAUAGUAUAAUGAUGCGCCAAGUGUUCCUGUCCUUAUGUGGGAAAUCAAAUAUUCUACAUCCAUCAAUACCUACAUUAUUUCUAGCUAAAUUGUGCUCUAGUUAUCUAGGAAAGUGGAAAUUGCCUCAGGGAUAUGAUACUGGAAUUACUGUGUAUAAUUCUGCAGUAAAUAAAAGAGUUCCUCUGAUCCUGAGGGACAAAGGAAUAGCUACAUGGUAUAUUUGUGGGCCUACUGUAUAUGCAGAAUCUCACAUUGGACAUGCAAGUUGCUAUGUAAAAUUUGACAUCAUAAGGAGAAUUAUGGAAAAUAUUUUUGGCAUCAAUGUCUUAUUACUAAUGGGAAUUACUGACAUUGAUGAUAAAAUUAUAAAGGAAGCAAAUAAGGUGGGAAAGAACGUUUCUCAAGUUUCUAAGAAAUACGAGUUAGAUUUCUUUAAUGACAUGGCAGCUAUGCAAAUCAAGCCGCCAUCUAUAAUAUGCCGUGUAACAGAUAAUAUACCUCUUAUUAUUUCUUUUUGUGAAAGACUUAUUAGCAAGGGCUAUGCAUAUGUCACAGAUGAGGGUAAUGUUUACUUUAUGGUAUCCAAAGGUAUUUCAGCAGAUAUAUUGUCGAAUCUACCUGAAGAUUGCCAAUUAGUUACUGACCCUUUAAAAAAAGAUCAGCGAGAUUUUGCUGUAUGGAAAGCAGCUAAACCUGAUGAACCAUACUGGUUAUCUCCUUGGGGAAAAGGAAGACCAGGUUGGCACAUCGAAUGCUCAGCAAUGGCUAGUCAUAUCUUUGGAUCUCAACUUGAUCUACACUCUGGAGGCUAUGAUCUUCUAUUUCCUCAUCAUGCUAAUGAAAAAUCACAGUCUGAAGCAUUUCAUGGUUGUUCUCAGUGGGUCAACUACUGGAUGCACUCAGGUCUUCUACAAAUAGAUGACAGUGAAAAAAUGUCAAAGUCUCUAAAGAACACAAUAUCAAUUAAAGAUUAUUUAAAGGAAAAUUCUGUAAAUGAUUUUCGAAUUCUCUGUCUUCAGUCCUUGUACAGAAAAAAUAUUUCUUACAAUGCUGAAACGUUAGCUGGAGCUAAAGGACUUCAUAAAAAACUUCACAGUUUUAUUAAUGAUUGUGAAUUAUAUGUCAGUGGUAUGAUACAGAAUAACUGCGUAGAUCACAGCAGAUUAUUGUCAAAAUUAACUUCUGUGAAAGAGCAAGUUACAUUUUCAUUUUCUAAGGAUUUCAACACAAGUCAAGCUUUAUUAAAUUUAGUUCAGUUAAUAGAUGAAGUGAACAGAUGCCUUCACUGUUCAUCUGUCAACAAUUCAUCAAAUCCAGAAGGAAGUACUGCUGUUGCUGCAUGUGCAUCUUAUGUAGAUUCAGUUUUAGAGAUGCUGGGAGUUAAUAUCAUUUGUAAGAAGAGACUGAGCAGGGAGUUUGUUUACCAAGUGGAUGCUGUUGUUGAAUUUCGAAAUGAAAUUCGUCUUCUGGCUCUUUCUUACAAUAAGAAAGGUGGAACUGUGGUUGACAAAAAAGCAUUUCAAAUAUCUAUAGAUUCUGCUUAUGAAUGCUUCAAGCAAAAACUCAACCUGAUUGAAAAACGUGAGGUGCAGUCUUUGAAUAUCUCACCUAUUGUUGAAGUCUGUGAUAACUUUUAUCAACAAGUUUCUGACUUUUGGAAAGAAAACAUGGUGGAAGCUUUAAACUGUAGUAACAGAAAAUUAUCUUCAUUAUUUUGCUUUUGUGAUGAAUUUCGUUCAUCUCUUGAAAAAUUUGGGAUUGGAAUAAAGGACAAAAAUCAAAUCUCUACUUGGUUUCCUUUGAUCAAGUGAUAAGAAUUUUGAAAUUCGAAAUUGUGUAGAGUUCUCAAAAAUCCAUUCACCUGCUAAGAAAUAAUUUGUAUGUAAAUUGUAGUAAAAUUUCUUUUAUUAUAUAUAUUUGUUUGAAUGUAUGACUAAUGAAUUCAUAGAAAUGUCAAAACUUGAAAUUAUAUAAUGUACCCCAUCUAAGAUGACCAACCAUGAUUCCAAAUAAUUUUAUCAUGUGGAAAUGAUCAUUAUAGGAAUGAUGGUCAUUAAGGACACUUAUUGUUUUGCACAAUAGAUUUACUCUGUUCAAGACUUUUGGAGUCUGUUAAGAAAAAUAUUGAAGUAAAGUUUAUUUUAUUUGUUAUUUCAAUAAAAUUACACAUUAAUAAUGAAGAAAAGUAGAAAAUAAUAUAGCUAAAGCUAUUUAAAUCUUGUGAAGUAAAGUGUGUAAAUAAUGUUUUAAAAUAUGAAUUUGAAAUCAAUAUUAAAAAAAUUACAAAAAUCUUACAAAUUUGUUUAAUAAUUUCUAAAAUAUUGAAUUUUUAUUAAAACAUUAAUCUAAUGAAGUCUGCUUAUUUUAGUUCCUGGUUUAGAUAAUCUAUUUUCUAAUCAGUAUGGAUUUCUUAAAAUAAUCAUUUAUCUAUCAUGUUUUGCCAACAACCUUUGGGACAAACUCCCAGUGGCAUCUUUGGUAACUUGUAAUUUGUUUCUAAAUUUAAUUCUUUUGUGCUUUGCUUUGUAGAUAUUUUAUUCUGAGGUUAAUUACUUAAGAUAUAUUAAAUAAUAAUAAAAUCACACACUCAGAUAUUUGCAUUAAAAUGUUAAAUUUGAAAUAAAUGCAAUUUACUGCAAUUAUGUCCUAAACAGAAAAGUAUCUGUUACCAGCUUCACAGACAAAAAAAUGGAAAAAAAAAAAAAAAAAAGUUUAAACAGUUUAGGAAUGUGAUGAAAUAUUUAAAGAGCUCUGGGUCAUAUUCUUCAAAUCAACCUAUGUAAUAAAUUACAUUAUAUUGAGAAACAACAGUAUUGUUGAUAAGAACUUGCUUAGUGACUGUGAUACAGAAUGUGAUUUAAUGAACAUCCCGAAAAGUGCAGUACAUGAUAAUUUCAAGGAGCUUGACCAUAUAAACCGUUAUGAUGUAUGGGUACCCCAUACUUAAAGGAGCAGAAUAAACUUGCUCAAAUUUCAUCAUUUUAUUCUUUGCUGGAACAAAAUAAAGAAGCUCCGUUUUUGAAAGCUAGUAUGAGAAGUGGAUACUAUAUAAUAACGUUAAAAGAAAAAGAUCCUGGAAUAAGCCAAGUUAACUUCUUUUAGUAACACUUAAAUGUAGAUCCAAAAAUGUAAUUCUUUGUGUAUAAUGGGACUAAAAGGAAUUAUAUAUUUUAAAUUGCCACCACCGAAUCACACAAUAAAUUUAGAAAAAUAUAGUUCUGUUUUCUGUCAUGACAAUGCUUGGCCCACAUUUCGAUGAAUGCUAAGUAAAAACUUAUUGAAAGUUUCUGGGGUGUUUUAUGUUAUCCCCCCCCCCAUAUUCAUCAAAUGCUGUCCUCUCAAAUUUUCAUUUCUUUAGGUCUUUUCAAAAUGUUCUGAACCGCCUGGAGUUUAUUUCUUUGAAAAUUGUCAAACAGCCCUCAGUAACUUUUCUGUGAAUAAAUAUGUUUUUUUAUAAAGAAUUUUUCAGCUUUUGGAGUGAUCACAAAAAGUCAUAGAAUAAAAUGAUGCUUGUGUGAAUCAAUAAGGUUUGCUUAUAUUUUUCUACUGCUUCAUUUGUAUUUGUCAUAAAAAAACUGCAGAACUUUCCAGAUAAUCCACUACGUAUACCAUUAAUGAAAGCAUCAAGAUUAUAAAAAGUGGUUGUUAAUCUGACUUUUAAACUAUAACAUACUUUAAAUACUGACAAUUAGAAUUUUAAUUCUGUGUACUUUCUAAUUUAUAUAAAUGUUAAGUAAAAAUUAAUUUUCUGUGUUUUAGGUGACUUUUAUAUAGAUCUUAUACAGAUGUCCUUUAUGUAAUCUAAGCAAAUUUUUAUUUAAUAUAUAAUAUACCUGCAUUUAAUAAAAAUAUUCAUAAAAAA
This is a messenger RNA of Stegodyphus dumicola, 4069 nucleotides long. It is a transcript of the gene CysRS-m, whose product is annotated as cysteine--tRNA ligase-like protein, mitochondrial. Lineage: Eukaryota; Metazoa; Arthropoda; Arachnida; Araneae; Eresidae. Gene Ontology annotation, cellular component: cytoplasm. Gene Ontology annotation, molecular function: cysteine-tRNA ligase activity; ATP binding. Gene Ontology annotation, biological process: cysteinyl-tRNA aminoacylation. The record is from RefSeq and is a predicted model, not a curated record.